This is a messenger RNA of Rotaria sp. Silwood1, 609 nucleotides long. NCBI's taxonomy places the organism in Eukaryota, Metazoa, Rotifera, Eurotatoria, Philodinida, Philodinidae. The record is from the annotation of a GenBank genome assembly.
AUGUCAACAACAACACAACCAUCGUAUAUGAUUGAUCGCAUUGAAAAUGAAGCUUUUAUUAGCACAUCAGUGAAAAAAGCUUUAUGUAAAUUGUACGAAAAUCAAAUAAAAGGACCUGAUCAACAACAAAAUGAAUGUGAUAUGAUAAUAAAAUUAUAUGACGAAUUAAUUGAUGCAAUAAAAAAUGAUUUUCGUUCAUCAGAACAAUAUAAACAUGAUCAUCAAAUACAAGAUGUAUAUGAUCAAUUAAAAACCAAUCUUAAUAAUUGGAAAAAUAAAUGGUUGAUAUUAGCCAUUGAUACACAACAAUUGGAAAAAGCAUUUAAGGAACUUAUGGAUUGUCUUGAGUCCAGUUUUAGUGCUGUGUUCACGAUUUUCGAACAUGUUUCGAAAAAGACAAACGAUUUUGAAAAAGAAAAUGAAGAAUUCAGGAAUAAUUUACAACAAGUUAAAACAAAACUCAAUGAAAUAGAAACAAGUGAAAAGAAAAGAGUUGAAAAAGAAAAAAUUCUUGAAAAACGUAUACUUAUUCGUGAUUUAUUUCUCAUGGCUCACAAAAAAUUACAUGAAGAAAUAGACAAAAACGUGCAUUACCAAAAUAUAUAUUAA